AUGGCCCCCCUUUCACUCUACUGGGAUUUCUACUCGUCCUACCUCAGGUGCUCCCUCAACCUCGCCCUCGCCCGACUGUACACACCCCAAGCCCCUCCCCAGCGCGAUCUCACCGGCCAGACCGCAAUUGUAACCGGAGCAAACAGCGGCAUAGGACUAUGCAUUGCCGUCCGACUAGCCCGACAAGGCGCCACCGUCUACCUCGCGUGCCGAAACCAAGCAAAGGGCGAUGAAGCCGUUGAGUACAUCAAAUCCCAACUGGGCUCUUCCGGCAAACCCGCCAACAUCUUCUGCUGGACCCUCGACGUAAGCGACAUGGCCAGCGUCCGCACCUUUUGCACCCGCUGGCGCACCCAAGGCACGCCCAUCGACAUACUCGUACACAACGCCGGCAUCCCCGACGUCACCAGCUCCCAAUGCCGCUACAACGAAAAGGGCCUCGAUGUAAUCUACGUCACCAACCUCCUCGGCUCCUUCCUCAUGACUUCCUUGCUUGAACCCCUUCUCAGCCCUACCUCGCGAACCGUCUUCACCAGCAGCAUAAGUUCCUACCUCGCGCGGGACACCGUCCUACUCCCGCGCCCCACGCGGCCAGACCACUCAACCAGCAACGUCCUCAUCCGCGCCUGGCACCGCCUCCGCGCCGCCCUGGGUCUACGUGACAGCGGCGCCCUAGUAUACGGUCAAACAAAAGCGCACCAAAUCCUCCUUUCGUCACUCCUGCAAUCCCACUUUGACGCUUCUUACCCCAACAACAAGAGGACCGUCCACGCCUUCUCGCCGGGCUUCACGCAAAGCCCCAUUUUCACAAAGUUCGACAUGACCUGGCGGACGCUGCUGUAUGAUCCGGCGUUUUCCUUCUUGUACUAUACUGAGACGGUUGUGGCGACGGAGACGGAUGAGGGGGCCAAGACGGGGGCGUGGCUUGCGGCUUGUGGGGGGGAAAGCGGGGUUGAAGGGGGAAAGUACUGGGAGGUGAUGAAGAGCGAGGUUAGUGUGAUUGAGUAUUGGAGGGGGAAGUUGGGGGAGGAGCGGUUCAAGGAGGUUGCGAGGGGGAUUUGGAAGGUGUGGGAGGAGGACAGUGGGUGUGAGUGGGAUAUCAAGUUUUGA
Bipolaris victoriae FI3 is the source of this 1110-nucleotide messenger RNA. RefSeq lists its product as hypothetical. NCBI's taxonomy places the organism in Eukaryota, Fungi, Ascomycota, Dothideomycetes, Pleosporales, Pleosporaceae. The record is from RefSeq and is a predicted model, not a curated record. The coding region runs from base 1 to 1110 and encodes 369 amino acids. The transcript has a single exon.